Molecule: messenger RNA, 1062 nt
Organism: Alternaria atra
Lineage: Eukaryota; Fungi; Ascomycota; Dothideomycetes; Pleosporales; Pleosporaceae
Exons: 8
Coding region: 1-1062 (353 amino acids)
Cellular component (GO): nucleus; ribonucleoprotein complex; cytoplasm
Molecular function (GO): mRNA binding
Source: RefSeq, a predicted model, not a curated record
AUGACCGAGGUAUCCUCUACGCGCCUUUACCUGGGCAACCUCCCUCGCAAUGCCACCAAGGCAGAUGUUGAGGGCCACUUCCAGACGCACGGCACUGGCGAGAUCACUGAGAUUAAGCUCAUGAACGGAUUCGGCUUCAUCGAGUAUAAGGACGCAAUGGACGCUCGUGAUGUCGUCCCUGCAUUCCAUGGUUCCGACUUCAUGGGCGAGCGCCUCAUCGUCCAGUUCGCUCGCGGCUCGCGCGCCCGUAACGAGAACUUCACUCCCCACGAGCGCGUUCCCCCGCGUCCUAGGCGCACACCAUACCGGAUGAGAAUUGCAAAUCUUCCUGUGGAGACCAGCUGGCAGGACCUCAAAGACUUUGCCCGCCAGUCUGGAUUGGACGUCGUCUACUCUGAAGUCGGUCGCGAGCGCGAUGGCACUGGAUUUGUCGAGUAUGAGACGGCCGCUGAUCUGAAGACCGCAGUGGAGAAGCUGGACCGCCGUGAGUUCAAGGGGCAGGAAGUCACCUGUAUCCAGGACGUCUCCGAUCCUCCCCCACCUCCACCUUUCAAGCCGCGCGCUCCUUACGGAGGCCCUGGUGGUCCUGAUGACCGGGGCCGUGACAGAUACCGAUCCCGCUCUCCCAUGGGCCGCCGCGGUGGCGGAUACCCACCUGCGCCCUAUGACGAUUACUACGACCGUCGCGGACCCCCUCGUGGCUACAGCCCUCGCCGCGAUGACUAUCGCCGACGCACACCUCCCCGCGAGUUUUAUGACAGGCGUGAUGGUGGUUAUGGACGCUCGCCGCCUCGUGGUCGCAUGCCUGAUGAGGCCCGACCUCCUCCCCGCGGUUACGAUGACCCAUACAUGAACGUCCCGGAGGCCGUCCGCCUUAUGACGCUGCAGCGGCUGACUACCCACCACGUGGCCGCUACUAAACGUACGACAGAAGUAGGCGUUCUUACUCUUGAAGACUACUCAUCUCUUAGAACAUCUACCUCCAAAACUAUUCUACCCGUGGAUAUGCAUUAUGCGAUGACGGAGCCUAAAGACAAACGGAGGAUCAAGUGUGCUGUAUGA